AUGGCGACUCCCAGUCGUCACCAUGCAGUUAUCUACGACAACCCCGGAACGCUGUCCGUCAAGGCCGUUGAAGUCGACACGCCCGAACCAGGCCCCGGGCAAGUAUUGAUCAGGCUCUCGCAUAGUGGCGUGUGUCAUUCCGACUACGCCGUCAUGAUGAACGGCUGGAAAUGGCUCUCUGAUCUUAAAACGAAAACCCAAGUUGGAGGCCAUGAAGGCGUAGGAGAAGUUGUCAAGCUGGGACCGGGCCUAGCCACCAAGACAGUCCAGCUUGGUGAUAGAGUUGGCAUCAAAUGGUUCUCUUCCGUCUGUCUAGAAUGUCCAGCUUGUAUGGUCGGCCUGGAGGGCUCAUGUUUCCGUCCGACUGUAUCAGGGUACAGUGUACCAGGCACCUUUCAGGAGUACGUUCUAGCACCUGCAAACUAUGUUACUCCGAUCCCAGCCGAUCUACCGUCAGAUGUUGCGGCGCCGCUGCUUUUUGGCGGCUUGACGGUGUAUUCUGCUUUUCUGAAGACUCCAGCGCGGGCCGGUGAGUGGUUUGUAGUCUCUGGCGCGGGAGGUGGCCUGGGACACUUAGCUUGCGAGAUUGGCAGCCAUGGGCUGGGGUUUAGAAUCUUGGGCAUUGACUCGGCUGAGAAAGAGUCCUUGGUCAAAGAGUGCGGGGCAGAACAAUUCAUCGCCAUCAACAAAUAUCCUCGCGGACCCGAGGGCGACAAGGCCAUGGCAGAUGAAGUCAAGCGGAUUACAGGCGGUGGUGCCGCUGGGGUGAUGGUUUGCACGGCCGCACAUGCUGCAUAUGCCCAAGCCCUCAACUUCCUGAGGUUUAAUGGUACACUUGUGUGUCUCGGCAUAACUGAGGGCGAUGAGGUCCCUAUCCAGAGUGCAGACCCUGGCAAACUGAUCAUUGGACAGCUCAAUAUAACAGCCUCGUCGGUGGGAAACCGAAAAGAGGCUUUGGACGUUCUACAUAUGGCGGCACGAGGAGUGGUGAAGCCGAGAUUCACCCUUCACAAGCCGAAGGAGUUGGGGGACGUCUUCUCACGGAUGGCGAAGGGAGAGCUGUUGGGUCGUGCCGUGAUAGCCCUGGAUGCCAAUCAAUGGGACUAGCCUCGCAGCAUCCGAUGCUUCGGCGUGAGAGGCAAGUCGAUCCUUGUGCGAAUGCGUUGCGUCGGAUAGGUCGGUUAUAAUUUGAGGUUGGGAUGUUGAUUGCUGCUCCAGUUUUGCUCAGGCAUCCCGAGAUGUGCAUCAGUCGACCACAUGCCAGUCUGUGGGACCACGUAUACCGUGUCUGCUGAUCAGCUCGGAUCAAGUCCCAGAUAACAAACUGGUGAACUAGACUUCAGGAACAAAGCACAUUAUUCAACCACCAAGGUCAGAACCUAUAGCACCCUAAGGUCGUAGGGUGGCUACUGGGUGCUCGAGACUGAGUAGGAAGUCGUAAAUUAUCCAGAUAGCCACUUUUUAGCAGCAGUCUCUCACGUCUUUAGCCACUC
This is a messenger RNA of Exophiala viscosa, 1493 nucleotides long. Its product is annotated as chaperonin 10-like protein. Bases 1 to 1107 code for a protein of 368 amino acids. The record is from RefSeq and is a predicted model, not a curated record. NCBI's taxonomy places the organism in Eukaryota, Fungi, Ascomycota, Eurotiomycetes, Chaetothyriales, Herpotrichiellaceae. The transcript has a single exon. Gene Ontology annotation, cellular component: cytoplasm. Gene Ontology annotation, molecular function: alcohol dehydrogenase (NAD+) activity.